Trypanosoma grayi is the source of this 3345-nucleotide messenger RNA. Its product is annotated as putative map kinase. The coding region runs from base 1 to 3345 and encodes 1114 amino acids. Gene Ontology annotation, biological process: protein phosphorylation. The transcript has a single exon. NCBI's taxonomy places the organism in Eukaryota, Euglenozoa, Kinetoplastea, Trypanosomatida, Trypanosomatidae. Gene Ontology annotation, molecular function: ATP binding; protein serine/threonine kinase activity. The record is from RefSeq and is a predicted model, not a curated record. Gene Ontology annotation, cellular component: cytoplasm.
AUGCAGCUACACUGUAAGGAGGAGGUGAUGCUUCCCCACUUUCUCGAUGGGGAUGACCUCGGAAAGAUGGGUAAUUUUUACACGGGCGGUUUUGCCCUUCCCGACGCCAAAGUGACUUUGGGAGCCUACACACCUUUCUUUGCAACCGUCCCUUUCCCUGUUACACUCAACGCUUCACACGUGGAGUAUUUUUUUACGGCAUUACAACAGCUCUCACAGUUGGUGCAUGACGUUGCAGCAAACUGCAUACCCGGUAAGGAUAAUAUUUGUCAUGUCAAAAGGUCCUUGCUCAUCUUUCAUAUCGACCAUUUUGUUCAGAUCACUUUCGCUGACGCGAAUUUCAUGCGCUCGCUCACACCAGUGAGUGGCAAUGACGAAACAAUCGUAGAGUAUCUUAGCCUUAUUCGCUGGUUUGGAGAUCAGCUUGUGGUGCGGUGGCGAGAAGCACUACAGGUCGUUUCAUCUUUUUCCUUCAACAGUUCAUCCCAAUCACUGCAUGAGUCUUGGAUUGCGGUGAAGAAUACGGCAGACGCCAUCAGCUUCCACACAAUGCUGCAAAAGGAUCUCACACAACGGGUUUGUAUCCACAUUUCAAAGCGGUGGAAGAGUGGUGCUUUUACUGUGGACGGCGAAGUUUCACUUUGGUUUCGCCUUCUCUGGAUUACGUAUGGUUUUAUGACGGCUUGUAUGGUGGUCAUAGCAGCGUGGGUGUCGUGGAGCAAGCCGACGCUGUGGGGUCCUGUAUUCACGACGGUGGCGACCGCGCUGGGUUUCGGUAGUUUUUUGGGCUUAUUCAACAUGCUCACGAUGCGGCAGUCACGUUGCCUGUGGCUUGCAAAACUCCUUUCUGAGAAUCACCUGGCGGAUGCUAUUGAGCGUCAAACAGUGCAUGAGCAUCUUCAGAUGGGGAAAGUCGCUGAGUUCGCUAUUCGAUGCAAGGAUAAUGCCUUGGUUACGCUGGCAAUCAAGAGCAGUGUAUUGAACCGUCACGUUGUCAUGAUUGGCAUUGUCAAUACCGAAUCGCUUGCUAUUUGUAGUUGGAAUGAAGCCGCUCGGGUGGCAACGGACAUCCUGCCGGGGCAGGCGGUGGAGAAGUCCCUCGAGGCAGUGAUGGAUACAAGGAGCAUUGCAACCGUCCGUCGCUUAUUCAGAGAGUUAAAAUUCAACCCACGGCAGAAGCAGCGGCUGCUCUUGAACAAUGUAAGGAGGGAAACCCCUGUCGCUAUUGAGGCAUCAGUUACCAUUGCACACGUGGAUGAAAUUCCAAUAGGUAUGAUUGUCGGAACUAUUGUUAAGGAAGAAGAAGUAGGAAUGUCGUACUUUUCACGUGUGAGUACAUUCUCCACGCUUCGUGCUUUAAGCUUUGACGGCUGCACCUGCCAAGUUGUACGCAAUUUAGUAGUAAAUAACGGAUGGGUCUCCCUCAUGCAGCGCACGACGCAAGCAACGCGAAGCUGGUGUUCAAGUACACUCGAAGAUUUAUUAAAAUCACUGAGGGAUGCUUCAAGUUCGCAAGUUGAUAUUCAGCCUGGAAGUGGUAUACCAAUGCAAUUUCAAUGCGACGCUGUUGGUAUCCAGCAAUUGCUGGCAAAACUUAUGAAAGACGUAGUUCUUAAUGGAGAAGAUCGGAUGCUACUUGAGGUGACAUGUGUAAACUGCGGCGCAGGAACGUGUCUGGCUCUUCAAUUUGAUGCCAGCGUGCCCGACACGUCGCGCAUCGAUCUUGAGACGCAUCAGGAUGUCGUUGAACUCCUUAGUCUCAUGGCUUAUCUUACCCGGAAUUCCCGCAGGCAUCUGCAACUUAUUGUACCCAUCGUACUCAAACCUUUUGGUAUGGAGGUGGAGAAUGACAGUAUUCUCGAGCACAGUGGAAAACGUCUUCUCACGUACACUGUUGUUUUACACGAGCCAGAUGUUGUCUACAAAAAUCAUUUAAUCGGAUUCUGCAAUCAAUCGCAGCACCACACCUUUGCUGUUGAAUCUCUUGACAGGCUUGAGGCAACACUUGGAAAUUAUUCCCAUGAUGUGGAUGUAGUAAUAUUGAGUGAUACUUCACCUGAAUUCGACGCGUGGUUGAGUUUUUGUCGCGAGAAGAGCAUAUUUCUGACAAUUACACGAGAACGCUCGGAAAAUAGCAGCGGGUGUCUCGGUCUGAGCACUGAUGGCCCACCCCGUUACGCGGAUGAUGGCGACUAUGUUCUGCAGAAGCCGGUGAGUGAAGACCGGUGGUUGCGUUUUUUGAAGUACCUGAGUGAGUUGAAGGAGCAAGAGCGGACAGUGCUUUCGCCUGCUCCAAUGGCGUGGAAUGUAAUGCAACGGAUAGGUGAAGGCUCCUGCAGCAUUGUAGACCUCGUGCAGGAUAAGCUGACAGGGGGUUACAUGGCGUGUAAGACAGUUAACAUCGCCCAUAAACGCUCCCUCAAUGCUUUGAGAGACGAGGUGAAUAUCAUGCGUCAGUGCUCUAGUCUUUACAUAAUACAAUGCAUUUCCACUUCUUACUCGCCAUCGACUGCGGAUUUUCGAAUGUUUCUGCAGUAUUGUCCAACUUCUCUUGAGCGAUACGCUCGGAAUAAGAGAGUAACAACAACGGAGCUGGCAUUAUAUGCCUUUCAAAUAGUUAGUGCAGUUCAACAUCUGUAUGAAAAGGGUAUUGCGCAUCGUGACAUUAAACCUGCAAACAUAUUGAUGAUGAAUGAGCGGCACCUUAAACUGGCGGAUUUUGGUUCAGCUACACAGAAACCGUUUGACGAAGGCAACGUGCAUGGCGUCACACUGCAGUUUAUGGCACCCGAGCGACUCUUGAUCCCCACGGAGGACACUUCAUGGCGAACAACACCAAUGGAUGGAUUAUUUAAGGAGGAUAUUUGGUCGAUCGGCUUGACUCUGCUAGAUGUCGCUGGUGUAUAUCCGCCGGUGUUGAAGAAUCUAAGUGAUAUGAAGGACUUCGUGAAUUUUUACAUGCAUCUUCGUGACAGUGGUAAAGAGUUAUCGUUAGAGUUACCUUUAAGCGCAUCAACCGAAUCGCCUGAAAAAUGGGAAUCGUUCCGCAGUUUUGUGAGUAGCAUGCUCAGACUGCAGCAACACAGACGACCGAGAGCCUAUGAUCUUCUCCAGCACCCUUUUAUCAAGGAUGCUGCUGCUGCGUGCGAAUGCAGUGUCAAGGAUGAGUUUGUGUGGCCUGGUCCCUCCAUUUGGUCAGAUCGUGCGUUGCGUCCUAACCAUCAGGUUUUCGAUGACGUUCAAAAAUCGUUUUCAUCGAUGUUCACAGCAACGAGUUUAGAUGAUGCGGAUGAGGAUGCAGAGGAUAGGUUUUCAGACGGUGCCUUUAAUUCGGUUGUUAAAUGA